UGUCAAAAUAGGUGUGUUGUUAGGUCACAUCUGGAGUUGUGUUUUGAUAUACAAAGUGUAAUUGUUAUUUGGGACUUUUAUUGGAUAUACAACCUAGAUACUCUUGGAAUAUGUCUGAAUAUUAAAAAGAAUAAUCAACCAACAUGAGUCUUCCCGAGGAUCCGUAUGUCAACUUCGAACCACCUCCAGAGGCACCGGUUUUUACACCGACAGAAGAAGAAUUUGCAGAUUCACUUGCGUAUAUCGCGAAAAUAAAACCAAUCGCCGAAAAAUAUGGAAUUUGCAAAGUUAAACCACCAAAGGACUGGCAACCACCUUUUGCAGUCGAUGUUGACAAAUUCAGAUUUGUACCACGUGUCCAACGUCUUAAUGAACUAGAGGCAAAGUCUCGUAUCAAGUUGAACUUCUUGGAUCAGUUAGCUAAGUUUUGGGAGCUACAGGGAAGUAGCUUGAAGAUUCCUCAUGUUGAACGUAAACUGUUGGAUCUCUAUGACCUUUAUAAGACUGUCGAGAAGGAAGGUGGUAUGGAAUCAAUCUCACAAGAGAGACGAUGGACCAGGGUAGCCACGUCUAUGGGGUACGAGUCUGGGAAAGGCGUUGGUGGAACUCUUAAAUGCCAUUAUGAGAGAUUACUUUUCCCAUAUUACCUUUUCAAAACUGGGGCAUCACUUGAGGCUGCUAACUUGAAGAUAAUUGAUGACAAGGAAGACAAUUCAGCCGAUGCUGAUUAUAAACCACAUGGUAUUGAGGAGAGAAUUGCCAGCGGUAGUUAUAAACGUAUACCCAAGAUGGAGAGAAAAGAUGUCAAACAGGAACCAGCAAUAGACUUCAAUAAGAAUCCAGAGUUAAGGAAGUUACAGUUCCUUGGAGCCGGGCCCAAAACUGCAAUACCAAAAGUAGGCGAAGAGGAAGAAGAAAAACCAGAAGUAAAAGAAGGAAAGAAAAUGAAAACCAGAAACAAAACAAACCCAGGGCUUUACACUUAUGUUGACCUAUAUUAUUGCCACACAUGUGGGCGUGGUGAUGGGGAGGAGUAUAUGUUGCUAUGCGACGGUUGUGAUGAUGCGUUCCACACCUAUUGUUUGAUACCUCCUCUAUCUGAGAUACCUAAAGGGGACUGGAGAUGUCCUAAAUGUAUACAACAGGCAUGCAGUAAACCACAGGAUCCAUAUGGUUUUGAGCAAUCCAAGCGAGAGUUUUCCCUACAGUCGUUCGGAGAGAUGGCAGAUAACUUUAAAAGUAAUUACUUCAACAUGCCUGUACAUAUGGUGCCAUGCGAGAUGGUAGAGAAGGAGUUUUGGCGGUUGGUGAACAGCCUAGAAGAGGAUGUGGCUGUGCAGUAUGGGGCAGAUGUUCACGCCAUGGACCAGGGGAGUGGCUUUCCAACAAAAGCUGUGAAAGAACAGUUUAUGGAAGAUGAGGUAACCGACUGUGUUACAGAGGAAUAUAUGAACUCUAGUUGGAACUUGAACAACCUCCCAGUACAAGAAGCCUCAGUAUUGUGCCAUAUUAAUGCUGAUAUAUCUGGCAUGAAGGUACCAUGGUGUUAUGUUGGAAUGUGUUUCUCCAGUUUCUGCUGGCAUAUUGAAGACCACUGGAGUUACUCCAUCAAUUACAUGCAUUGGGGUGAACCAAAGACCUGGUAUGGUGUAUCAGGCCAUAAUGCAGACCAGUUUGAAGAUGCUAUGAAACGCACAGCACCAGAGCUGUUUGAGAACUCCCCUGAUCUUCUGCAUCAAUUAACCACAAUUAUGAACCCUAAUGUGCUUAUGAAACAAGGAGUAAAGAUUUGUCGAACCAAUCAGCAUGCAGGAGAGUUUGUUAUAACAUUCCCAAGAGCAUAUCAUGCCGGCUUUAACCAGGGAUAUAACUUUGCUGAAGCUGUCAACUUCUGUCCAUCAGACUGGUUACCAAUGGGAAGAAAGUGUAUCGAGCACUACAGAGAUUUACACAGACAGUGUGUAUUCUCACAUGAAGAACUCAUAUGUAAAAUGGCCGCCGACCCUGACAACCUUGACUUUAAAGUCGCGGCAAGUACACAUGAAGAUUUACUCGGUAUAGCAGAUAUAGAGAAACAACUGAGGAAAAACUUGUUACAGAUGGGUGUGACAGAAGCUGAGAGAGAAGCGUUUGAAUUGUUACCAGAUGAUGAGAGACAGUGUAGCUUUUGUAAAACCACAUGUUUCCUGUCAGCUCUUACCUGUGUAUGUUCUGAACGUAUUGUUUGUCUCCGUCAUGCAGAUAAAUUAUGUAGUUGUCCACCCAGCAAGUAUUGUUUAAGGUAUCGUUAUACCCUUGAUGAAAUCCCAGCAAUGUUGAGCAGAUUGAAGGAGAGAGCAGAGUGUUACGAGAUAUGGCAUAAAAGUGUGGAAAAAGCCUUGGAGGCUACUGAUGAUAAUAAAGUUGAUUUACUGGAGUUGAAGAACUUACUAAUAGAUGCGGAGGAGAAACAUUUCCCAGAUUCUGAACUCAUGCAAUCCUUGAAUAAUGCAGUAACUGAAGCUAUGAAGUGUGCCAAUGUUGCCAAUCAACUUGUGUCAAAGAAAGUUAGAACUAGGAAUCGACAGAAUACAGAUGGUAAAUACAUUGCUAAGCUAAGCCUAGAAGAACUUAAUUGUUUCUAUGAACAAGUGGCCAGCCUUCCCUGUAUCAUUAAAGAGGGAAAAUUACUCAAGGAAUUACUGGAUCAGGUUUUGAACUUUCAAGCAGAGGCCAAGGAAGCUUUGGAAGCAGAGACACCCGACUCUGUCAAGCUGGAACAGUUAAUAGACUUCAGUGUACAGUUGGACGUUGAUCUACCUGAAAUACCAAAACUUAAACAGGUAUUACAGCAAGCUAAAUGGUUAGAUGAAGUGAGAGAAUCCCUGCAGGAUCCAGAAUCUGUUGUUUUGGAUACAUUAAGGAAACUUAUGGAGUCAGGAGUUGGUCUGUCACCACAUAAUGCUGUAGAGAAGGCUAUGGCUGAGCUGCAAGAACUGUUAACAUUGAGUGAGAGAUGGGAAGAAAAAGCCAGGAUUUGUUUGCAGGCCAGGCCGAGACAUGUAAUGUCAACAUUAGAAGCAAUAGUUAACGAGGCUACCAACAUUCCUGUCUGCCUACCCAACGUAAAUGCUCUCAAGGAAGCUUUACGUAAAGCCAAGGAUUGGACCUCCAAAGUGGAGGCCAUACAAAGUUCUGAGUCCUAUCCUUACCUCGAUGUUGUUGAGAGCUUGGUGAAUAAAGGUCGGCCAAUUCCGGUACGCCUAGAUCAACUCCCGCAGGUAGAGUCGCAGGUGGCUGCAGCUAAGUCUUGGAGAGAGCGUACAGCAAGAACAUUCCUAAAGAAAAACUCAACAUACAGUCUCUUAGAGGUAUUGUCACCUCGGAGUGAUAUAGGUAUAUACAGCAGUGGUAAAAGGAAGAAGAGGUUGAAGGAUCUAGAGAGGGUUCACUCGGACAACAGUAUGAGUGACAUAAAGAUUGAAGAACAGAGAGAUCCUGCUCUUAUUGUUGCGGCGUUUAAGAUGGCGGAGGAGAAGGAAGCAGAGGCUAUGAUGGAUCUACGUAUACGUAACAUGGAGAAGAUACGACAAGACGGGGUAGAUGCCAGGUUCUGUAUCUGUAGGAAAGGUGCCUCGGGAUUCAUGUUACAAUGUGAACUAUGUAAAGACUGGUUCCAUGGUACCUGUGUCCCAUUGCCUAAGUCAGCAAACAUCAAAAACAGAUCUUCUCAGAUGGCUGCAGUACAGGCAGCGAAAGAUCUCAAGUUCCUCUGUCCACUGUGCUUACGUUCUCGUAGGCCUCGUUUAGAAACCAUUCUAUCUCUACUUGUGUCCUUACAAAAGUUACCAGUCCGUUUACCCGAGGGAGAAGCAUUGCAGUGUUUGACCGAACGUGCGAUGGCAUGGCAGGAUAGGGCACGUCAAGCAUUGACGACGUCAGAACUUGCCUCAGCCCUUGCAAAAUUGAGUGUACUUAGUCAGAAAAUGGUUGAGCAAGCAGCUAGAGAAAAAACUGAGAAAAUAAUAAACGCUGAACUUAUGAAAGCUGCUAAUAAUCCAGAACUGCAAGGUCAUUUAGCCAGUGUUACACAAAAUGCUUUCAGUGGAAACGGAAAUGUACCACCUCGAGUGACAGAUUCUGGAAUUGGGAUGGAUUUGGAGAGCUCGUUACCAAUGCCUCUGUCCCCACCAGUGGUGAAUGAGGACUCUCAGGGUGGGGAGGAAGAUUAUCAGCUGGAGAUUGAAGUGGUCAGUUCGGGAGAGAACAGCAAUAGUAACCCUCCACCUGGAGGAAUGUCGGAGCAUGCAUACUCGUCCAUGUCCAAACUUAACCCUGGGGCUAUGUCACCAAAAAAACAGCAGCGUAAGACACCAUUGAUACCACGUCAGUUAGAGAACCCCGUACUAGAGUUAUCUGAUCAGGCUAAAGUCCAGCUAGAGAUUCUAAUGAUGGAGGGCGAUCUUCUAGAGGUGUCACUAGACGAGACUCAACAUAUCUGGCGUAUUCUUCAGGCCUGCCAGCCACGAUCAGAGGAUAACAGAGUUGUAGAAUUUGAUGACUAUGAUUCUACAAAGAUUGGUUAUGACGGUGAGAGAAUCAAGAUAAAGAAGGAAAAGGACCCUGAAAAGAGGAAGUACAAAAAGAGGAAGAGUCUUGAAGGUGGAGACCCACUUAAACCUAAGAAGGUCAAGGUCAUUACAGUUGGAUUGGAUGGCGAAAAAUUGAAGAAAAAGAAACUUAAGGUUAUGAAGCCAAAGAUAAAGAGGGAGUUUGAUGAAAAUGGAAUGGAAUUCCAAGACAUAAUGACAGAAGAAUUGACUGGACCACUAACCAUUGACAUUAAACCAGAUAAACUGAAGAAACUUAAGGCAAAGAUAGAGAAAGGGGAGAAACCCAGGAAGAAGAAGAAACUAAAAGUACAGCAGUUGAAAAGUGAAGAUGGACAACCACUAGAGAAGAAGAAACGUAAGAAGAGAGUAAAGAAGGAGUUGAUGAUGGCUGAUGAUGAUGAUAGUGAUGAAGAUUGUGCUGCUAGGAAGUGUCUUAAACCUACUGGAGAAGUAAAUUGGGUGCAGUGCGACAGAUGCGAGGAAUGGUUUCACUUGUUGUGUGUCGGUCUAGCCGAGGACGAGGUGUCGGAGGAAGAGGAAUAUGAAUGUUUCUCAUGUAAACAGGGGCGUGGUCAACAACCUGUCCUUGUCAGUAACCAUGGUAAACAAAGUACCGUGUCACCAUCUAAAGUCCCAGGAAUGUUUAACUACAGUGGAAUGUCUGUGAUUAAAGGCGAACAAGACAUGGACAAUGUACUUGUCUGUAAUGAGGAAGUUGAGGUGUCUAUGGAUACGUCGCAAUCAUCAAGUUACAACAGAGCGAUUGAGACCUAUCAUAGUGCCCUGAUAGCAGAAAAAGAGGAACAGGAAAUGGCUACAUCCUCUAAAAUCACACAGUUCUCGUAUGAGACCGAUGAAAGUUCACAGGAUGAAAUGAAAUCUUCGUUCUCUGUCAGUGCUGACUCAAAUGAAGCUGUUGCCAUGGCAACUCAAAUAAGUGUCACAGGGGACGCAUAGGGAGAA
Messenger RNA from Ruditapes philippinarum (Manila clam), 5555 nucleotides. Its product is annotated as lysine-specific demethylase 5A-like. Gene Ontology annotation, molecular function: histone demethylase activity; DNA binding. The record is from RefSeq and is a predicted model, not a curated record. The coding region runs from base 144 to 5549 and encodes 1801 amino acids. Gene Ontology annotation, cellular component: nucleus. Gene Ontology annotation, biological process: chromatin remodeling. The transcript is spliced from 30 exons. Lineage: Eukaryota; Metazoa; Mollusca; Bivalvia; Venerida; Veneridae.